AUGAGCUCGAAUAGGAAGGUUAAGCAAGUAAUCGGGCAAUCAUCCCUAUCUAGUUUGCAAAAUCACAAGGUACAAUCAGUUCAAGAAGCUGCAGCUACAUCAAAUCCAGUAAAAUCAGGCGGAAAGAAAUCAUUACACGGCGAAAACGCUAUAGAAAAGCUUUUCGAUGAAAUUAUGGAAGGCAUACAGGAUAAACCACCGAAUACAGUCCUAGAAGACAUAUUGCAUCAAGUCUUUGAUACAUCACAAACAAUAUUAUGGACAUACCUUCCAAAUAUCAAUGCAUUAUACUCACCAACAUUUUCAGUAACAGUUCCUCUUACACAAUCCUUCUUAUUAACAGGUCUAAGAUCGCGUGUUCCAAUAGCAGUUCAUAACCAGUCACAACAUCCAUCAUUUGUCUUAGCUGUUGAUACAAAAGUCUUACCACCAAACUCCCCUGUUAUGAUGAUCCCAAUUAUGUCAAGAGAUUUCGCUCCAAUCGCUGUAAUUCAAUUAACAAGGAGAAAUGAGAAUCCUUUCUCAACAAUAGACUUGCAAAACGCUACAAAACUCACAAAGAAGUUCACUAACUACAGUUCUUUCAUUUUCGAUAGUCCACAAAUCUUAAAAUCUUCAUAUUCUUGUGUUCAAAUCGAAUCAUUGCAAAAUACAAUCAACAACAUUUGCGCAGCAGUUACAAAGCUCAUGAGAUGCAGAAAAGCUGAAAUCUGGCUCUUCAGACGCAGAAAGAAUAUUUUCUUAAAAUUUGAUACGAUAUCAGCCGAAGAAAUCCCUGUUUCCGAAGCCAAAACAGGUAUUGCAGGCUAUGUACUCACUACAUGUUCCACAGUAAGUGAAAGAAACGUCUGUGAUAACGCAAAUUACAAUCCAACGUCGGAUGGCUUCUAUCCUGAAGCCUUUCUCGGAGUUCCUUUCGUAGAGAAGACUAAGCGUGUCUGGUGCGUUGUUUGCCGUGGAAGAUCUUCUCCUCCUUAUUUCACACCGAACGAUACGGCCAAAUUAACCGCCAUUUCAUCGUUCGUUGUCCAGUCAGUUUCAUCGGCGUUUCUCCCUGAAAAAGUCGAUAGCCAGAAACAAAAUUUCCAAGAAAGACUACAUGCUUUGUUGGAAGUCGCUGAAGCUCUUUCAGGAAUAUUGGUUAUUGACCAACUAAUACCUAUGAUCAUGGAAAAGAGCUGUUCCCUCUUAAAUGCCGAGAGAUGCAGUUUAUUCUUGGUUGAUGUAGUCAAGAAAGAGCUGAAAACCUUCUUCCAUGGUGGUUUGGCCAAUGCUAUUAGAAUUCCUCUCACAAGCGGUAUCGCAGGUAAGACAGCAACCACUGGAGAAACAAUUAAUAUCCAAGAUGCCUACAACGACGUCAAUUUCGAUCGUUCCAUCGAUGCAAAAACCGGAUACAGGACAAAAUCAAUUUUGGCAACACCUAUUUAUAACAACAGAGGUGAAAUUAUCGGUGUUACAGAAAUGAUCAACAAAUGCAACGAUGGAAUCUUUGAUGAAGAGGAUAUUAGACUUCUUAUAGGCUUCAACGUCUUCUGCGGUAUUUCUCUUGAUAACGCGAAGCUUUAUGAGGCUUCAUUAAACUUGGCCAGACAAGUUCGCAGCUUUGUUGACAUUUCAACAUCAUUAAACCAGUCCAAUGCACUCAGAAACACAUUAACGGAUAUUCUUACUAACGCAAUGGCCGCAAUUAACGGAACAGGAGCCACAUUGUACAGGGUUGAUAAAGAAAAAGCAAUUAUCGAACUUGUACAUGUCGGUGGACCAGCCAAAUACGGUGAAUUGUUCGCAAAAGAGGUCGCUGACCUUGGCCAACCAAAGAUUUACACUGCAGACCAAAUUGCUGAGAAACUACAAUCAUUAAACCUUCAAAAUGCCGUUGAAGAGAUGCUCGGAAACACCGAGGCCGCAGCCAAACUCGAGAACCAAGCAAGUAGAGUAAGAAGAUCUGUCUUAUUCGGCAGUGAUUCGGCCAUUUGUGAACAAAUUUGCUGUUUGCCAUUGAUAAACAGUGAAGGCGAAGUCAUUGGCGUAAUGUUGUUGAUGUCAAUACAAAGAAUGAUGAACGAGGACAUGAGUUUACUCGAUUGUUUCGCAAUUUUCGCAGCAGUUUCUUUGGAAAGAUCCGAAUUGAAAGAUAUCGCGAAACUCGGUUCAAUUGAGUUCGAACUCAAAGAAUGGGUAGCGGACAAUGAAAGAGAACUGACGAACCAAAUCCCUGUCAAGCUCCAAUUACCUAUUGAAGAGUCUUCGAAGCUUUGGAUUGUAAGUUUCGAUGCUCCGAAAUGGGCAGGAAUUGGUUUCUUCAAAGAAGUUUUCGCAAUUUUCGCAAGGUUCAAAUUCCAAGAAAACUACGGAAUAUCGAACGAAAAACUCUUCAGAUUCCUCUGCGAACUAAGAGAUACAUACAACAAAGUUCCUUACCACAAUUGGAGACAUGCUUGCGAUGUUACUCAGUUUGUAACUUACGAAAUCAUUUUGAGUGGCGCAGAAAAAAUUUUGUCGAACAUGGAAUUGUUCGCUUUGAUUGUUGCCGCUUUGUGCCAUGAUGCAAAUCACGAUGGUUUCACAAACGUCUUCAAUGAAAAAGCAGAAACUCCUUUAGGUAUUUUGUUCAAGAACCAGUCAGUCAUGGAAACUCAUCAUUGCGAAGUUGCCAUUGGAAUUAUUUCUAAAGAAGAAACGAAUUUGUUCGCGAAAUUGAAGUCACAAGAUUUCAAAUUCAUGUGGACAACAAUCAUCGAAUUGAUAUUGGCUACAGAUAUGUCUAAACACUUCACGUUAUUGAAGGAAUUCAAGGCUUUGAACGAUGAAGGAAAAUGGGAUAAGACACAGCCAGAUAUCAGAUUGAGAAUGAUGAAAUUGCUCCUUAAGACAGCAGAUAUUUCCAACGUGUCAAGACCAUUCGAACUUGCUGAUAGAUGGUGCGAUGUUUUGUGCGAAGAAUUCUUCAGACAAGGUGAUUUGGAAAUGGCUUCUGGCAUGCAAUACACUUCUGAUUUGAAUGAUAGAGAGCACUUGGAUAAACCAAAGUCACAGAUCGGUUUCUACACAUUCGUUUGCUUGCCUCUUUACCAGGCAACUGCACAGGCUUUCCCUCCUCUCGAAGUAAAUGUUCAACAAGUACAAUCGAACUUGGCUGUUUGGAAAGCAGCCUUCGAAAAGAAACAAGCAGAAGCAGCUGCAGCAAAUCCUCCUCCAGCUAAUAAUCCACCAUCUGCUAAUAAUGCUCAACCAGCAAAUAAUGCAGAGAAGAAGUAA
Trichomonas vaginalis G3 is the source of this 3261-nucleotide messenger RNA. RefSeq names its product cyclic nucleotide phosphodiesterase family. The transcript has a single exon. The coding region runs from base 1 to 3261 and encodes 1086 amino acids. Lineage: Eukaryota; Parabasalia; Trichomonadida; Trichomonadidae. Gene Ontology annotation, molecular function: protein binding; 3',5'-cyclic-nucleotide phosphodiesterase activity. Gene Ontology annotation, biological process: signal transduction. The record is from RefSeq and is a predicted model, not a curated record.